AUGGUGAAUUUUUUGUUGGGGCAACAAUCCGGGUUCACCAAAUACCCAUGUUUUCUGUGCAUGUGGGACAGUAGGGACACUGCUCACCAUUACACGAAGAAGGACUGGCCUGUGCGAGAGGAACUAGUGCCUUGCAGAGCAAGUAACGUUAUCAACAGCCCUCUGGUGGACAGAGACAGGAUACUCUUCCCACCACUGCACAUCAAGCUUGGCUUGAUCAAGCAGUUCACAAAAGCUCUAGACAAGGAAGGUGGCUGCUUCAAUUACAUGUGCCAGACAUUUCCGGGAGUAACCAUAGUAAAGUUAAAAGCUGGUAUCUUUGACGGUCCUCAAAUCCGUCGGCUCAUCAGAGAUCCAGAGUUUGAAAAGUCAAUGAACAAAGUGGAACAGGAAGCAUGGAAUGCUUUUGUUCUCGUUGUGAAAAACUUCCUUGGCAACAACAAGGCCAGAAACUAUGCUGAACUUGUCAACAAUAUGGUGACUGCUUUCAAAAAACUCGGAUGCAACAUGAGCAUCAAACUGCAUUAUCUAUUUUCACAUAUGGAUCGUUUUCCUGAGAAUCUUGGAUCAAUGAGCGACGAGCAGGGAGAGAGAUUCCACCAGGAGAUAAAGGAGAUGGAGACCAGGUAUCAGGGACGUUGGAAUGCCGUCAUGAUGGCUGAUUACUGCUGGACUCUAAAGAGAGACAUCCCUGAUGCUGAGCAUUCCAGGGUAUCCAAUAAACGGAAGUUCCAGCCCUAA
Helobdella robusta is the source of this 741-nucleotide messenger RNA. RefSeq lists its product as hypothetical. The transcript has a single exon. The record is from RefSeq and is a predicted model, not a curated record. NCBI's taxonomy places the organism in Eukaryota, Metazoa, Annelida, Clitellata, Rhynchobdellida, Glossiphoniidae. Bases 1 to 741 code for a protein of 246 amino acids.